Molecule: messenger RNA, 1941 nt
Organism: Diplodia corticola
Lineage: Eukaryota; Fungi; Ascomycota; Dothideomycetes; Botryosphaeriales; Botryosphaeriaceae
Product: c6 transcription factor
Exons: 3
Coding region: 1-1941 (646 amino acids)
Biological process (GO): positive regulation of transcription by RNA polymerase II
Cellular component (GO): nucleus
Molecular function (GO): transcription cis-regulatory region binding; DNA-binding transcription factor activity
Source: RefSeq, a predicted model, not a curated record
AUGACUGAGCAGCUCGAAUCUCAGCGCCGCCGGCCAUCGCCCCCCGCGAACACCGGCAAGCGGAGAAGACUAGACGACGAUGCAACCAGCAAAACCCACCGCGAAGCCGCAGGAAGAAAUGAUCACCACCAAUCCCAAUCACCACCGGCCGCGUUCGGAGGCGGCGGCGGCGGCGAUGGCAACAACAACAUCAGUAGGCACCUGUUCUCACCGUCGUCGCACCUCCACCAGCGCACAGCCUCCCCAUCGGCCUACAGCCGCCACAGCAGCGCCGCCUUCACGCAGGCCCCCAGCUCUACUACCAUGGUCUCCGAAUCGGCAGCAUUAACAGUAGCAGACUACUCCGCUUCAUCUGUGUCUGGCUUCUCCCCGGAACUACUAAUGGAUCCCCUGCUCGCUUCAUCGCCUGGCAGUGGCUGUUGCACAGGCUGUGGCGGGGCCCACCAUGCGCGAUGCUGCCAGGGCGGUUGCGGCGCCACCGCCGGCGGGCUAUUGCCCCCGAGAAGCCCGGAUGACUACAACUGCAACCCCAUGUUCCUGGCCUCGCAGGAAGAGCUGCGCAGCCUCCUCUUCAACACCGCGCAGUCGACUCACCCCACGCGAGCGCCGAGCCCUGCGGCAACGGCGGAUUGCGGUAGGUACGUGGACGAAUUUAUCGAAGGAGGAGGGGGAGAGAGGGGGGGAGCGGUAGGAGGAUCGUCGUCCUCCCUCUCGGGCCGGACUCAGAUGAAGCAGAUUUUAGGCACGCGCAAAAGAGUCGAGUACCUCAAGAACUACCUUGCCAAAGUGGCGCCUUGGCUCGACAUGUUCGACACAUCUCGGCACUUUGGCAUCACCGUGCCCGCUCUCGCGCAAGCCCAACCGCCCCUCCUCUACGCCAUCCUCGCUCUUUCAGCCCGUCAGAUGGAGCGUCUCAGCAGUGGGUCUGGACGCCGUGGCGGCGGCGGCGGCGGCGGCGGCGGCGGCAGAAGUGGCGGCGGCAAGCACUACCCAACCACCUCCUCAUUCGAGUCCCUGGAACUCUACCAAGAAGCCAUCCGGCUGCUUACCCCCAAGCUCCCCGAGCGCUCCCCGCAUAUUCUGACCUGCUGUGUCAUCCUCUGCUGCCUCGAGAUGAUGUCGGCUAGCCCGCAGGACUGGCGCCGACACCUUGAGGGCUGCGCGACGCUGUUCGAUUCAUUCGACGUCAACGGCUUCAGCGGAGGCUUGAUGCAGGCCGUGUUUUGGUGCUACACGCGCAUGGAUCUCUGCGGCGCGCUGAUAUCCGAUGGCACGGAAAGCACGCUCCUCGCUCUCCGCAAAUGGGUUCCCGCAAGCGUGUCCUCCGAGAACGGUAUCCACGACCUCUUCGCGUCCCACCGCAGCCCGGACAUGCACGCCAACUACGCCGUGUAUCUCUGCUCCAAGGCGUGCGAGCUUCUGUCCGACCGGACCAAGUACGCCGAGCUGGGCGUCGACAACGGCUGCACCGGCCCGGCCUACGCGCUGCGCUGGAAGCGGCUCUGGCACGAGCUGUCCCUGUGGCUCGACGAACGGCCGGCCGAGCUGCUGCCCGCCAAGACGAUCCGGCAGAAGAGCGACAAGCCGUUCCCGGAGAUCCUGUUCAUCCACUGGGCAGCCAUCAGCUCGAACCAGCUGUACCACACGGCGUGCAUCUUGCUCCUCAACUCCAUGCCCAAGAGCUUGAAGCUAGACCCGCUGCCAGUGCACAACCCGCUCUGGCACGCCCGGCGCGUGUGCGGGAUAUCGCUGUCGAACCCGCACGAGGGGUGCCUGAACAACGCGUGCCAGCCGCUGUGGAUAGCCGGGCGCAUGCUCGGUCAUCAUUCCGAGCACGCCGCCGUCAUCGAGCUGAUCCGCAACAUCGAGGCUCAAACCGGAUGGGGCAUGUACUGGAGAAUCCGAGAUCUGGAAGAAGCUUGGGGUUAUCGGACCCGCUAA